CACACGUGUGGAAGCUUUUUCUUUUUUUUAAGAAAUUAUUUUCUACAAACCUAAACUGCAGAGGAGCAAAAACGCGAGAUGAAAGAGCGAGAAACUCUCUGCAACACCAUGAGAGAAAGCUCCUCAUACACCAUGAGAGAGGAGGGAGAAAGCUCGUCAAAUCUACAAUCUACCACAAGAGAGGAAGGAGAAACUUCGAAUCUGCAAUCAACAAUGCGAGAGGAGAGAGAAAAUUCUUUGAAUAUGCAAACAACCAUGAGAAAGGAGAGACCAAUUCAAUUCAAUUUCUCUAAUUGCGAAAUCCUAAUUCGUGGAUUGUUACAAUUUCAGAAGAAAUUUCGAGCUCCAACAAUAAUCGACCUCAACAACAUUCCAGAUUCAGAAAUUGGGGGAAAUCAAACCUUAGAACAACCUGCAAUUCAAGUUGUUCCAGAUUCUACAACUGAAGAUACAAGAAGCACUGGUUGCAGUGAUGUAGAUGUCCAGGGAUCAUUAGUUGGUUUCACCAGAAAAACAUUUGAAGAGAUUUAUGAUUUAUACAAACAACAUGCUUCUGUGAUUGGGUUUUCAGUGAGAAAGCACACAACAAGAUAUCAUACUGGAACAUUUAAUAUAAUAGAGAAAAAUUAUUGUUGCUCUGCUGAAGGCAAAACAAAUAGUAGUGAGAAAAAGAAAAAAAAGAAACAUCGAUAGUUCAAAUGGUUGAUGAGGAAGAUGUUGAUAAGAAAAAGAGAAAACCAAGAAAAGUAGCAAUCACAAGAACAGAAUGUAAAGCAUGUAUUAGAGUGAAAUUGAAUGAAGAGGGAAACUUUGAAGUAAUACAACAUGUCCUUCAUCACAACCAUGAAUUGAUAAGGAAGCCGUGGCAAUAUCUUCAUAAAUCUCAAAGGGAAAUCACAGAAGAAAAGGCAGAAUAUAUAGAAGCCAUGGGGACCUCAGGCCUUAGACCUAUGGAGUCGUUUAGAUAUAUGUGUGUAGAAGCUGGAGGUGAAGAUUGUGUAGGGCACACUGCGAUAGACCAUCUUAAUUUUUGUUCAAGACUUAGAAUGAAACAAAUAGAAGCAGGUGAUGCUCAAGCUUUAAUUGAUAUCUUGUAUCAAGAACAAGCAAAUGAUCCUGGUUUCUACUUCAGAGUAAAACUAAAUGAAGAAGGAAGGGUUUGCAACCUAUUUUGGCGAGAUUCUAUGAUGUUAGAGGAUUACAAAAUCUAUGGAGACAUAUUAGUGUUUGAUACUACCUAUAGAACAAACAAGUACAAUUUGAUUUGUGCUCCUUUUGUGGGUAUCAACAACCACUGGAAAAACUGCAUGUUUGGUUGUUCUUUUAUUGGAAAUGAGAAGAUCGAAUCCUUUGUAUAGUUACUUGAGACCUUUAAGAAGUCAAUGGGAGGUAACUUCCCAACUACAAUUUUUACUGAUCAAGAUCAAGCUAUGGCUAAUGAGAUCGAAAAGGUAUUUUGUUGUCCCUUUGUAUUGGUAUAUUUAGGUUUGUGUUUCAUGAAGAACAAUUACUAAGAACCGAGUAUAUAUGUUGGUUGCAGGUAU
Messenger RNA from Spinacia oleracea (spinach), 1544 nucleotides. Its product is annotated as protein FAR1-RELATED SEQUENCE 5-like. The transcript has 2 exons. NCBI's taxonomy places the organism in Eukaryota, Viridiplantae, Streptophyta, Magnoliopsida, Caryophyllales, Amaranthaceae. The record is from RefSeq and is a predicted model, not a curated record. The coding region runs from base 699 to 1358 and encodes 219 amino acids.